Molecule: messenger RNA, 4445 nt
Organism: Silurus meridionalis
Lineage: Eukaryota; Metazoa; Chordata; Actinopteri; Siluriformes; Siluridae
Gene: gpc3
Product: glypican 3
Exons: 8
Coding region: 272-2029 (585 amino acids)
Biological process (GO): cell migration; regulation of protein localization to membrane; positive regulation of canonical Wnt signaling pathway
Cellular component (GO): extracellular region; plasma membrane; cell surface
Source: RefSeq, a predicted model, not a curated record
UGGAGGGAGAGUUUAUAAAAGAACACAUCGGGACCAUGAAGGCUGUUCAUGUGAAACGCAGAUCUGCUCUUUAACUCCUGGUACCCAGGAUCCGUUCUGAUCUAGAGGAAGACCACCAGGAGAUUAGUUGAUGGGCUUUUGUGUCCUGAAAAGAGCACGCGCUCCAUCAGAGUGCACUUGACGGGUAUCAGGACGCGUCUCAUGCAGAGUGACCGAAACAUCUACUUUUAUUAAGUACGCUCUUCUGAUUGAUUUGUUUUGUCCUCUCGCAAUGGUCAUGAGUGGCGUGAACGUACUCGGGUCGUGGGUUUUGUGCGCUUUGUUUUUGCCGCUUUCUGAGCCGAGCGGUCAGCUGCUGAAGUGCCACGAAGUGCGCGCAUCCUUCCAGUUUCUGUACCCUGGCACCAAGUGGGCUCCGGAAUCACCGGUUUCAGGCUCAGACCUGCAAGUAUGUCAGUCGAAAGGCCUCACUUGCUGCUCUCGCAAAAUGGAAGAGCGUUAUCUCCUCACCACUAAACAGAACUUGGAGUCGAACCUGCAGGCCAGCAGUGCCCAGCUCAAACUCCUCAUCAUCCAGAACGCGGCCCUCUUUCAAGAGGCCUUUGAUAUGGUUUUGCGCUUGGGCCGUAACUCUACUCUCACCCUACUGAGAGAGGAGUUUCCUGGACUGGGUAGUGGAGCUAAUGGUGCUGCUACUCAGCUCUUCCUGGAUAUGUCCCUUUACAUCCUUGGAUCUGAUGCCAACGUAGACGACAUGGUGACAUCCUUCUUCUCACGCCUCUUCCCUCUUGCCUAUCGCCGCCUCUUGGGCAAUGGGGCAUCAGCAGGAAUCUCAGAUGAGUGCAUGCACAGGAUGUGGCGUGAGGCAUCAGCAUUCGGCUCUUACCCUAAGCUCAUGAUGACGCGUCUUUCACGUUCACUGUUGGCCACACGUCUCUUCCUUCAGGCACUGAACCUGGGCAUCGAGGUGGUAAACACCACGCAGCACCUAAAGGCAGGAAGGGAGUGCGCUCGGGCACUGCUCCGCCUCUGGUACUGUCCACUGUGUCAAGGACUGAUGGAGGUGCGACCAUGCAAGGCAAUGUGUCUGGUGACAAUGGGCACCUGUCUUGGGGGGGCAGCUGAGGUGCAGCCACACUGGAGGACCUACGUGGAGGGACUGGGCACUUUGGCAGCUGCCAUGAGAGGAGGGCAGGACAUUGAGGCAGUGGUACUCAGGCUGCACGUCAUCAUCCGGAUGGCUCUGAGACACAUUGUGGCGGCCAAGAGCAGAGUGAACACACAGGUAAGCAGCAUGUGUUUACACACACCCCAGCGCAAGGCUCGUGCAGUUACAUCACCAGUGGAGCAGACGCUUAUCAUCCAACCAGUCAACUUUGAUCCAGAUGAGACCCUUUCUGGACAGCGCAGAGAGUUGAUCCAGAGUCUGAGGGGAUUCAGUUUCUUUUAUGCUAAUCUUGGGGAGACUCUGUGCAGUCGAGAGCCUGCAGCACUCAACGGCUCCCUCUGCUGGAAUGGGCAGGAGAUGACAGACAAGUUUUCAGGUCCAGGGCCGAAGAAAAACCACCCUCAUGGAUCAGACGCCAAACACAAGCACCCUGAGCCUGUGGUCAGCCAGAUCAUCGACAAACUCAAACACAUCAACCAGCUGUUACGGAUGGUGACAUCACCAGAGAAGCGAUGGAAGGCUCGGCCAGGAGGGGGUGCUACACGUAGAGACCCAGACCGACUGAACCAAGGGGUGGAGGAUGAGGAAGGUCUAGAAAGUGGCGACUGUGACGAUGAAGACGACUGCACUGGAGUUUCAGGACUCGGUCCUCCCACACGACGCAAACGUUUACGUAUUUUUGCCGAUCUGGCAGAUAAUUUGGCAAUGGACGACUUGACCUUUCACGAGUUGCUCCUGACCCCGAGACUUGCCACAGACACACAUGGCGGAGCGUCUGUUCCUGGAGCAGCAGACGGCCUGCAUGUCCUCGCUCGUGUCGUCUUUCUGUUCGUCAUCCUCCUGCUCUUUGAAUUUCAGUGAACUCUCCAAUCAGUGUUAUGCAAAGGCAACUCCAGAAUACACUCUUCAUCAACUGCUGACUGUCCUUUAAACUGGCCAGUGAAUUUUAAAGGACAGCUCAGCUGACCCUUUGUACAUACAGUGAAAGAUGAGCUAGACUGAGGACAGAAGACUCUUUCUCCCUUUUGUGUGUGCUAUCACUGAUUUUACUUAAUGAACGUCUGUUUCGUUUUUGUUUUUUUUUGUACUUUUACAAGGACCUCUUAAGCUGCCAAACCACUAAAGACAUACUCUCCCACAGCAUGAUAAAUACGACACAUACCGUAACUGUAUCACUGUGUGCUUUCAUCCCACAGUAAUCAUUUGUUUUACAUGGGAUAUUAUUUGCUUUCUUGUGUUUUUCUCUUGAAGAACAGAGCUUCCUGUAGGUAAAGGACCUAACUCUCUUUUUUGUUUUCUAUGUUUUUAUAAUUUAUUGAAUUUCUAGAGAAGAAGGACUAAUGGUGUCUGGGGGAAAAGGCAUUGGACAUUGGUCUGUCGGAUUCCUGGACACACUCAAACACACAAGCACACACACACACACACACACACACACACACACACACACACACACACACUAAGUUGCAUCCUAAUUCUGCCACUCAUUUCCUCUGCAGUAAAUGAUCCUUGAAGGAGAUCAAGGGACUGGUAUGUCGUUGUGAAACCUCCUCACUGCAGGGUGACACCAGCUGAAUUUUAUUUGGAGAGAUAACAGUUUAUUAGAACUGUAAUUUUCCCUUUUUACAGGCGUGCUAACUUGUCUUCUAUCGUUACUCUUUCUUCCUCAUUGUUUUCUCUCUCUUUCUGUAUCCUUGUUUGUUUCUCUGGCUCUCACAGUGACAGGCCACAUCAUAUUUAGGUGUUUACUGAAGCUGGAUGAUUAAAGAUAUGGCCCACAUAGACACCCUUAAAUGUCCUCCUCCCUUCUUUGCUUUUGAUUUACAUGUACAAUGGUGUAUAAGAAAGGAGCCACUGUGAGUCGAUGGCCAAUGUGUUCAAGCGUGUUGUUCUUUGUUUCUAAAAUAUCAUGCCAAGGGGUAAUCCUACCGUUUUUAACACUGUAAGAAUUCACUGUACAAUACAGUAUUUAUCGUUAAGUACUGUAAUAUGUUUACAGGUAGUUACAAUGUCAUUUCCAUUCGGUACAAUUUUUUGUGUGUGUUUAAGAGAACUUACCAGUGAAACAGAAUAAUACCGGAGCAGUUAUUGGUAAAUGAAAAACAAUGGCUGUGUGGCAGUGCUGGGAUUUGAACUUGUGAUUUUCAUGCCUGAAGGCAUAUGCACUGAUUCAAACACCUCCACCAUAAAAUGAACGUAUGUGCUUAACUUACAUGGCCUUUUUAUUAGCUUAUAAGCCUACAUCAAAAAGGCUAUGAAUUUACCCAGAAGGGUACAGAAUGAGAUCCGCUAAAUAGGCCAAACACAAAGAGAAUAUUUAGAAAUUAAAAGAGAGAUUAAAAUAUGAAAAAUUCCAUAAUGUUUUCUCGUAUUUUUCUGUAAACAAAUGCACUGCUCUCAUUGCCCAAUUAUUUGCAGAACAAUAAUGUGAAGUAAUAAAACAGUAUUUUGCUGUAAAAUAAAUACUGAAAAUGUACAGUAAAUUUUACAGUCUAUAUAAAUAAAUAUUCUCAUGUAUGUUCUUGUAAGUUAUAGACAGGGUUUCAUAUUUUGAACGAGCGAGAUAGUAUCAGCGGUCAUAUGUUGCCCAGAAGUAUAGCAGGCAUAAGUGCACUAAAAUGAAAGGGUUUCAUUUCAUUCUCAUCUGAAAAGCAUUUAAGAUCAAUCAAGGACUCACAAAUUAAAUCACAUCUUAAAUCCGGUGGGUAUUAAAUUAGUUAUUACACUUUGGCCUGUUCUGUAAUUAAACACCAAAUUCUUUUACUGCUGUUUAUAUUACAGCUGAUUGAGUAGUGGGUGAGUCUGAGGCCAUUUGGCAGCUCUGAGCCGUGAAGACUCACAAAGAAUUUCUUUCACACCAUUAACCCAGUUCAAAACUCAGUGACAAGUUUUUCUUGUAUUUGCAGCACUUCUCCUAGGUUGACCAGUAUUUGUGAUUUGUGGAAGCCAGUAUUGAUGCUUUUUGGAGUAUGUGGUAGCAGAGUGUGUCGCACCCAAACAAGAUUUUGAUGUUUUCUAGAAUGCGACUGCAUUCUGUUGUCACAGUUUACAUAUUUAUUAAAGUCAAUAUACAUGUCCACAUUGUGAUGUGCAUUUUCUCUGUGGAUUUAGUGCGGGUUUCUUGUUAGUUGAAGAGACACAAAGGGUCUUUUAUAAAGUUUGUGUGUUCUUAAUCUUCGACUCAAAGACGCCUUUUUGAUAUCUAGUUUCACAAGUGUGUGUCAAAAAUGCAGACUAAUUAAGGUAUGAGGAGCCACACAAGGACAACUACAUAAACAAA